Messenger RNA from Seminavis robusta, 1209 nucleotides. Lineage: Eukaryota; Bacillariophyta; Bacillariophyceae; Naviculales; Naviculaceae. The record is from the annotation of a GenBank genome assembly.
AUGCAAACUGCGGUCAAACCCCGCUUCGCGUUUGCCGCAACCCUGAUAAUGGUCUCUUGGCUCGGGUAUUGGCGGGUGAACUCGAGGAUCCUGCUGCAAGUGAGUGAAGACCUACGAACUUCGAGCCUCGACGAACCACUCAGUCCAGAAGAUCAGGAAUUCCUUGGCAACACCCCCAAUACGACGACACACGGUCAGCUAUUAUUUAUCGAGGAAGUUGCGCCCAACACGACACUGGCGCCACCCGAAACAACAAUCCCGCCAGCAGUGACUAUACCCAAAGAUCUGACGGCAGAUCUCCCACCGUGGCUGCAGGAAUAUGCCCAGUGGCAUCGACAACAACGUGCUCGAAUCAAUGAACACAACUGGAAGUCCAAACGCAACAAUUAUCUCAUUGUCACUGCCAGACGAGGUCAGCAAGCCGGAGGAUUGACCGAUCGAUUGAAACCCCUUCCUCAUUUCCUCAAAUUGGCGGCCAAAACCAAUCGAAUCUUGUUGAUUUACUGGAACAAACCCUUUUCAUUGGAGCAUUAUCUGUUGCCACCCGACGGUGGAUUGGAUUGGCGUGUUCCCUUUUAUAUGGUGGAGGAAAUUGUUGUCAAAUCCAGAAUCACCGCACGACAAGAAGAUAUUCGAAGCAAGGCACACAACAAAAGGUUCCAAAUCGUCGCCACGGGAAUGCAAGCACCCGACUAUGGUCAAGACUGGUAUGAUGCAACCCCCUUGGAGGGCGAUGAACUGCCUCAAUACAAUCGCAUUGCCAUUUUUCGACACAUGUGGUACUGGGCAUUCACUCCAUCCCCUCCCAUUGCACAGCGUGUCAAGGACAAUUUUGACAGACUGGGACUUGUUCCGGGAGAAUAUGCUUCGGCUCAUAUCCGGGCGGUGUAUGCCGUCAAGGAACGACCCGAGUGGAAAUACAUUCACAUGGCACAGCAUGCCAUGAAUUGUAUUUCCAUGUUGCGACCGGGCGGCCCUUUCUUUGUGGCCUCGGACACUGCCUUUGUCGUCCAAGAAGCCAUCAAGUAUGGACGCAGGAAAAAUGUCACGGUAGUGGCAACUACCAACAAUGGAGCCUACCAAAAACAACCCCUUCAUUUGGACAUGUACAAUGCCAGUGAUCUGUCGCUUGUGCCAGAAGACUUUUACGAUGCCUUUGUGAUUUGUACCUUUGUGGGGUACUCGAUGUGUGGCACAUGGACAUGGUAG